Molecule: messenger RNA, 2049 nt
Organism: Periophthalmus magnuspinnatus
Lineage: Eukaryota; Metazoa; Chordata; Actinopteri; Gobiiformes; Gobiidae
Gene: ccna2
Product: cyclin A2
Exons: 9
Coding region: 333-1622 (429 amino acids)
Biological process (GO): mitotic cell cycle phase transition; regulation of cyclin-dependent protein serine/threonine kinase activity
Cellular component (GO): cyclin A2-CDK2 complex; cytoplasm; nucleus
Molecular function (GO): cyclin-dependent protein serine/threonine kinase regulator activity
Source: RefSeq, a predicted model, not a curated record
GACGCAUCGGUGCCAAAGUGCGCUGUGAUUGGUCGUUUCAAGCCUCGCGGGCUACUUGAACUGAGAGAAAGCGACUUUACUAUAAGUUCCGCUAUAUGUUCCUGCAGAUGGACUGAUGCUGGCUGCCUUGUCUGCAGGAGUUCCUAGUAUCGUUGCCAUCUCAACUGCUUAGUUUUGAUUGGGCGAUUCUUAAAUCUUUCAAGACAAGGUAGCACAUUUAUCUCACGCUCAGUCUCAAGCUUUGUGAACUAGCUUAAAUAGACUUUUGAACUAAGUGAGCGCACUAGUUUUAGCUUAGCAGGAAUCGUCUAAACUCCUGCAGCACAGCAACAAUGUCUGUAGCUAACCGGGGACAGGGAAGCGCGGCGGCUGACUUUCACAACCAAGAGAACAUGCUCUCACGACUGCGGGGCAAAGCUGCUCCUGCAGAGGACCAGGAGAACAUCCCGCCCAAACCAGCCAACAGAACCGUCCUGGGAGCCCUCCAGAACAACCAGAGGACAAAGACCAACAACCAGCGCGGCAUAAAACAGGAGCACUUGUCUUGUAAAAAUGAGGACUUCAGCAAAAGCUGCUUUGAGAGGUCCUCAAAACAGCCUGCUUUCCAGGUUCAUGUGGAUGAACCUGAUGGUACCUGUACCAAGAAGUCAUUGGCAGCAGCUGAGACUCUAAAAGCCAAGUCAGUAGCUGAGGACUCCCCUCUAGUAAUCAACAAUGCAGUGGCACAACUCCGGCAGCCACUGGCUACCAUUGACUUUCCAGCUGCAAUGGAUGUCAGCCUUCUUGACUCUCCCAUGGACAUGUCUGUUAUUGAGGGUGAGGAGAAGACUGUGAAUGCAAAUGAAGUCCCAGAGUAUGCUGCUGAAAUCCACACGUAUCUUCGGGAAAUGGAGGUAAAAACCAGGCCAAAAGCUGGCUACAUGAAGAAGCAGCCUGACAUCACCAAUAGCAUGAGGUCCAUCUUGGUAGACUGGCUUGUUGAAGUUGGAGAGGAGUACAAACUUCAGAAUGAAACGCUAUACCUUGCUGUAAAUUACAUCGACCGCUUCCUGUCCUCAAUGUCUGUGCUGAGGGGAAAGCUUCAGCUUGUUGGAACUGCUGCCAUGUUGCUGGCCUCAAAAUUUGAAGAAAUCUACCCUCCAGAGGUGGCAGAGUUUGUUUACAUCACAGAUGACACCUACACCAGGAAGCAAGUGUUGAGAAUGGAACAUCUGGUGCUGAAGGUGCUCUCGUUUGACCUGGCUGCCCCAACAAUUAACCAGUUCCUCACCCAAUACAUUCUCAACCAGUCAGUCAGCAAACAAGUGGAGAGUUUGGCAAUGUACCUCAGUGAACUCAGCCUAAUAGAUUCAGAGCCUUGUCUGAAGUACCUACCAUCACAAACUGCUGCUGCAGCUUACAUUCUGGCAAACCACACAGUGACUGGAGGCUCCUGGCCAAAGUCAUUGACGGACAUGAGUGGCUACAGUCUAGAAGAUCUGAUGCCAUGUGUUGAGGAUCUCCACAAAAUCUACCUCAAUGCUCCUCAGCACGCACAGCAGUCUAUAAGGGAAAAGUACAAGACUCAGAAGUACCAUGAAGUUUCCCUCGUCGACGCUCCAGCUAAAUUGCUCCUGAAGUGAUUUAACCCUUGUCCCCUUGUAGAUUCCCCCCCCCCAUAUUUUUUUAAUGACUGCUACGUUUUCCAUGACAAAGACCUGCUCUUUUUGGAGUCGGGCAUAAUUUUGGAGAGUUUUUAAAUAUUUUUAUAUAUUGAUGCUAAAUCCCAGUCUUGUUAAAUGUUAAUCAAGCUGUUUUACUGGUAUCAGACAACUGGAUAUAUGCCAAAUUUUUGCUGCAGCCACACAAUGGACUUUUGCCGUUCUCCCUGAAUGGUUGAGUUCGAAGCAGUUGUUGCAGAUUAAAGCUUUGGUGUUUCAUCCAACAGGCCGCAUUAAAUGCAAUUAAACUUCAUUGUCUGCCCAAGUAAUCUGUGUCAUCCCAUUCAUGUCUUCCCCAAGACACUACUGCACUGUAAAAAUGGCUCUUGUAAAUAAAUUUCAUUUAAUA